CUCUUUACAAGCGCAAAAAAUUGAAGGUUUCGUAUGUCAAAACUACCAUCUUUAACGUAAAAAUAUAGUUAUAACAACUUAUUUAUAAUAUAUGUUGUUUGAUAAGAAUAUAUUAGGACGGUAUAUUAAUUUUAUUUUUAGGAUUUAGCUUAUAACUUAUCUUUUUUCUAAUACGAAAGUUGCCCUAGCAGUGUGCGAGGCUCCGCGCCGCAUACAGCAUGCGACCGUUUGGUUUCGCUGAUGGCGGCGUGCGCAUGUGCUUUCCGCCGCGAGCUUCGGCAUGUUGUGUCGGGUGAAAGAUGCUGACCGUGUGCGCGCCUUAUCGCGAACCCGUAAAUGACCAGCUCGACUAAAACUUCUUUCGAAGCAUGCAAGACGACGAGAUUGUAGUCUCGGAAGUCCACGUCGACUCCGACAACAUCGUCAAGAACGACAACGACCCGCUGCUCGAUCUGAUGCCCCAAGCUUUGAGGAGCCGGCUACAAGUGACUCAAUCACGGCUGCCCGUCGAGUGGGACGUGGACAUCAAAGUGGUUGACCCUGGUCGCUUGACGUUGGACGAAGACGGAGACCUUGAACUGUCUAGGGCUCGCAGGAACGUACAAGUACUCUUAGAUCACUGUCCCGCAACAACGUUGCCCACUGUCGGACUACAGGUGUGGAAGGCUGCAUUGGUGAUGUCGGACUUCCUGCUGCACCGCGGAAAGGAGCUCUUGCUAGGAAAAGGGGUCGUCGAACUGGGAAGCGGCGUCGGACUGUGCGGCAUUGUGGCCGCCACGUUCGCCGACUACGUCUUCUGCACCGAUGUCUGGGAUGAAGUUCUGCAUCUGUGUCAAAGAAACCUGGACCAGAACGAAGACUUCUACGACGCUCUCUACGUGAGGCAGUGCCCGACGAAGGUCAGGUGUUUGGAUUGGACAAAAGGACCGCCACAAAUGCAGACUCCAGAAGGUGCCUUUGCCUGGUCUGCGGAAGACUCGGACGACUUUGAGAAAGCGGGAAUCUUUCUGGCCGCUGACGUGGUGUACGAUGACCACCUGACUGACUGCCUCUUCGAACUGCUGCUCAAGACCGUCACCAGGGGUGACCAGACGGUCUACAUUGCUCUGGAAAAAAGGGUGAACUUUACCCUAGAGGACCUUGAUGCUGCAAGUCCAUCUCACAUCCACUUCAUGCAGUGGUUGGAAAAAUUGCGACAGCUUGGCUGGAAAGUUCACGCCGUCGACCUUUCGAGCGUGCCGCAAUAUUUUGGCAGCUACAGUAGAGACUCAUAUCUGGAGCUGUGGGAGCUAAGACCACGCUGACUGUCAAGACAAGAUCUUGCAAAUUGCACCCGGACCACGAGCACGUAUUGUCGUCAAUGCACUCCCAACUGAUGCAUUUUUCAGUUGCUAUUUGGAGCUUCCUCCAAACAACUUUCCGCUCACGGCAGUAUACUAUGUCAGUCGCUCGGAGCUUGUGUACUGUCGCCGAUGAAAAUAAACAAAGAUCAAGUCAGGCCUAACUAAAA
Messenger RNA from Dermacentor silvarum, 1510 nucleotides. Its product is annotated as methyltransferase-like protein 22. The transcript is spliced from 8 exons. The coding region runs from base 369 to 1304 and encodes 311 amino acids. Gene Ontology annotation, cellular component: nucleus. Gene Ontology annotation, biological process: protein methylation. Lineage: Eukaryota; Metazoa; Arthropoda; Arachnida; Ixodida; Ixodidae. Gene Ontology annotation, molecular function: protein methyltransferase activity. The record is from RefSeq and is a predicted model, not a curated record.